AUGUCAACUUCUAGUCCCUCGGAGGCUCAGGCCGGCCAACCCGAUCUCGUGUACCGGUCUCUCCCUAUUCUCGCCAGCUACCUCAUUCUCGCAGCCUCUCUGGCCUUGAAUGCCUGCCGCACAAUAUUCGUUCGGUACCAGGCACGAAUCAAGGGAAAUGACUGGGAAACUCCCCAUCGACGCGUGCAAUUCCUCUUGUUCGCUAUUCUGGCGGCCCUGAGUCUCGGCGCGACCUGGUAUUACAUGUUUGCCUUCUUUGCGCGUUCGUAUCACAAUUGGGGAGCCAGUCAGUCUCUGGUGGACCUUGCGAACCCGGAGAUCACCACUCUAUUCAAACUGGAGCUUUGGUUGCAGAAGGCGAAGUUGUUCCGUGAAGCUUGGGAGACUGUUAUCGAGACGCCUGCCCGGUUUUGGUGGAGUGGUCAGAUCUUUUCGUGGACGACGGGAUGGAGUGUCUUUCUCGGAAUUAUGGCUCGACGAUAUCGCAUUCCCCAUGUAUGGGCAUAUAUGCUCCUGGGCCAGAUUGUCGCUAUCUCUUUCGCUCAGAAUCUAUUCUUUGCUACUAUUCUCGUGUCGCGACAGCCGUGCCAGACUGACGGCACCAAGAAGGAUAAGAGCGGUGCUCAAGAUUCCAUCGCAGCGUGGUCCCCACCUUUGUAUGCCGAAGUUCUACCGGUCGCCAUCUCGCUCAUUAGCACCGUUCUGGUCCCAACAGUUGCACAUACCAAGUACUUUAUGCUGAUGUUGCUAGUACCGCAUCUUCUGCUUUUCGUUCCUGCAAUUCUGCGACCGAGUCAAUCUUCGACCGUUGAGACGCGUGCCAAGGACUGCAGUGAAGAGAGAACUAUUCAGAGAUACGCGGCAUUCUUCCAGUGGUAUAUGGUAGCUUGUGUGAUUAUUCAGGCUCAUUCUACGUUCCUGGUAUUGCAAGAGAUGGGGCAAGAAAUCAGUGUUGAGUCAUUGCGGAUGUUGGCUGCGAACUUGCCGGGCGUGAUAUAUGAGCAUCCAGCUGUCAGCAGUGUUAGCUGGGAUGUGAUUUACUGCACGAUUACAGCCGUUGCUUGGAUUGCUGUGAAUGGUGGCAAUCCGAAGCGAAUGCUUGGGCAGUGA
Penicillium daleae is the source of this 1110-nucleotide messenger RNA. RefSeq lists its product as uncharacterized. The transcript is spliced from 2 exons. Bases 1 to 1110 code for a protein of 369 amino acids. Lineage: Eukaryota; Fungi; Ascomycota; Eurotiomycetes; Eurotiales; Aspergillaceae. The record is from RefSeq and is a predicted model, not a curated record.